This is a messenger RNA of Neltuma alba, 1662 nucleotides long. Its product is annotated as bifunctional nuclease 1. NCBI's taxonomy places the organism in Eukaryota, Viridiplantae, Streptophyta, Magnoliopsida, Fabales, Fabaceae. Gene Ontology annotation, molecular function: nuclease activity. Gene Ontology annotation, biological process: protein ubiquitination. Gene Ontology annotation, cellular component: VCB complex; nucleus. The transcript has 11 exons. The record is from RefSeq and is a predicted model, not a curated record. The coding region runs from base 390 to 1385 and encodes 331 amino acids.
UGACACCGCGAAGAGUCUCUUAUCUCCUCGCAAUUAUCUCAUUCCCUUUAUCUGGUCUUUCUUCCACAGAUCUCUAUGUCGUUAAGUUUAGCUGUACCUUCGAUUCCCAAUUCCUUCUGAUUUCUAUUCCAUUCCUUUGUCCAUGUUGAAAUAUCUUGUCAUGUUUGUGCAUGAUUUUCUAUCCAAAUCAAUUUAAUUAUUCGACCAAUUCUCCCGCCAUCGCGUUCCCGCUUAGUUGGAUUCUGGACGUUGUCUGUUAAAUUACAAUUACAAUUAAACUAAUAGCGAAAGCUCUGGGAGGUAACGGGAAUUGCUUCUCGUCUUCUCGAGGUGAUCGAGGACUAAAUUACUCGUUGAUUGUUGACCGUGAUUAAACGUGAGAAGGCAGUAUGGGUUCUCUACAAGGACCAGUUUUAUGCCCCUCUGUUCGCGCCAAAUUAGCAGGAUUUUGCAGUCUGCCUAUGAUCGGACCAAUAAACCAUAGAUGUCUUAGAAGUGACUUCUGGGGACUCAAGGCACUCGGUGGCGGCAAAGCGAAGGCAGGAAUUCUCUCUUGCCAAAUAAAUGUGCGGAAGUGCAAGACAGUGCAUUGUAGUUUCGGCUCAUCUUCCAAUGGCAAUGGAAGCACGGCAGAAAAUUUUAAUGAAAAUGAUGAAGACUACGUUAAUUCUAGCGUGAUUGAAGCUGUUGAGGUGAAGAGCGGAAUUGAUGGCUUCAUGAUCAAAAUGAGGGAUGGCAGACACUUGAGAUGUGUCCAUAACAAUCCUCAUGGGGGACAUCUACCAGAUUAUGCACCUCAUCCUGCCAUUGUAUUAAAGAUGGAAGAUGGGACUGAUCUACUUCUCCCAAUAAUUGUUUUGGAAAUGCCCAGUGUGUUACUGAUGGCAGCAGUACGCAAUGUUCCAAUAGCUAGACCUACUUUAUAUCAAAUAGUGAAGGAGAUGAUCGACAAGAUGGGUUAUGAAGUUAGACUCGUCAGAGUGACAAAAAGAGUUCAUGAGGCUUAUUUUGCUCAGUUAUAUCUUACCAAGGCUGGAAAUGAGGAAGAAUGUAUGAGCUUCGACCUUCGACCUUCAGAUGCUAUCAAUAUUGCAGUAAGAUGCAAGGUGCCUAUACAAGUCAACAAAUACUUAGCAUACAGUGAUGGGAUGAGAGUAAUUGAAUCUGGCAAACUCUCAACCCCGUCCCCUGGUUCAGACGGCCUUUUAUUUACUGAAUUGGACCGGCCAAGUGGUCAGCCUUGCACCGAAACUGAGGAGUUUGGUCUUUUGCACAAUAUGAUGAAGGCUGUUGUUGAAGAGCGCUACAAAGAUGCUGCUUUGUGGAGGGACAAACUCAAUCAAUUCAGGGCGGCAAAAAACGUGAAAAAAACAUACUGGCUUUGAUUUGUACAUAUUCCUAUACUACAAAGUGGAUGGGAUUCGGUCCAGCAGACAGCAGUCAUAUUUUUACUUACCUCCACUUACGCCUGUGAAUAUUUGUAUAUAUACUGACAUUAAUGCCAAUGUAAACUCAAUUAUGUAUUCUCGUUGCUUGCUUCAAUCCUUACGGGCUGUUAAAUAUGCAUGUAAUGUGAGCUGUCCGUGGGGCGCAGCUUUCUGCUUUUGAUUGUUUCAAUGCCGUGUAAAUUUACGGGCUGUUAGUCAAUUAUUUGGUUCGUAU